GAAACCAGCCUUUCUCCGGUCUCACACAUACACACACAGGAGUCUAGAGAACCUUUCUUGGCCAUGCAGAGCUCCAAAGGAAUCGAGAACCCGGCUUUCAUCCCUUCCAGUCCAGACACCCCACGCCGUGCGUCUGCUUCGCCCUCCCAGGUGGAGAUCUCUACUGUGGCCUCCAGGAAUCAGAAUGGGGGUUCGCAGCCUCGGGAAUCUGAGGAACCCCAGAAGUCAACUGAGCUAUCUCCGCCUUCUUCAAAUCCCCCAGCUUCUGAUGAGCCGCAGGGGUCACAGCUAAGUGAGCUUGAGGAGGGACCUUGUGGGUGGAGGAACUUCCAUCCCCAGUGUCUCCAGCGCUGCAACACGCCCCAAGGCUUUCUGCUUCACUACUGUCUCUUAGCCCUAACGCAAGGUAUUGUAGUAAACGGCCUUGUUAACAUUAGCAUUUCCACCAUCGAGAAGCGCUAUGAAAUGAAGAGUUCACUGACAGGCCUGAUAUCAUCGAGCUAUGAUAUCUCCUUUUGCGUGUUGUCUCUGUUUGUGUCUUUCUUUGGUGAGAGAGGACACAAACCUCAUUGGCUCGCCUUUGCAUCCUUUAUGAUCGGACUGGGAGCUUUGGUGUUUUCCUUACCACAAUUCUUUAGUGGAAGAUAUGAACUGGGAUCCAUUUUUGAAGAUACAUGCUUAACGAGGAAUAGCACCAGAUGUGUGUCUUCAUCCUCUCUGCUGUCUAACUACUUCUAUGUCUUUGUCUUGGGACAAUUGUUGCUGGGGACUGGAGGAACUCCGCUCUACACCCUGGGGACAGCCUUUAUUGAUGAGUCCGUGCCUACACACAAAUCUUCUCUCUAUAUAGGUAUUGGUUAUUCCAUGUCAAUCCUAGGCCCUGCCAUUGGCUAUGUGUUGGGCGGACAGCUGUUGACAAUGUACAUUGAUGUUGCUAUGGGACAAAGUUCUGAUCUGACUGAGGAUGAUCCCCGGUGGUUGGGGGCUUGGUGGAUCGGAUUCCUUUUAGCUUGGCUCUUUGCUUGGUCUUUGAUAAUGCCUUUCUCCUGUUUUCCAAAGCAUUUACCAGGGACAGCCAAAAUUCAAGCUGGCAAAACUUCCCAAACACAUCAAAAUAAUAGUACUUCCUUCCAACAUACAGAUGAAAAUUUUGGAAAAAGUAUUAAAGAUUUUCCAACUGCUAUAAAGAAUUUGAUGAGGAAUACAGUCUUUAUAUGUUUAGUUCUAUCAACUACUUCUGAAGCAUUAGUUACUACAGGAUUUGCCACAUUUUUACCUAAAUUUAUAGAAAAUCAAUUUGGAUUAACAUCGAGCUUUGCAGCUACCCUUGGAGGGGCUGUUUUAAUUCCUGGAGCUGCUCUUGGUCAAAUCUUAGGUGGUGUUCUUGUUUCAAAAUUCAAAAUGAAGUGUAAAAAUACAAUGAAGUUUGCAUUAUGUACAUCUGGAGUAGCACUUGUGCUGAGUUUUGUAUUUAUUUAUGCAAAAUGUGAAAAUGAGCCAUUUGCUGGUGUGUCUGAAUCGUAUAAUGGAACAGGAGAAUUGGGGAAUUUGACUGCACCGUGUAAUGCCAAUUGCAACUGUUUGCGGUCCUACUAUUACCCACUCUGUGGAAGUGAUGGAAUCCAGUAUUUUUCUCCCUGCUUUGCAGGUUGUUUAAACUCAGUUUCAAACAGGAAAUCAAAGGUAUAUUAUAAUUGUUCCUGUAUUGAAAGGAAAGUAGAAAUCACUUCUACUGCAGAAACUACUGAUUUUGAAGCUAAAGCUGGAAAAUGUAAAACUCGGUGCACAAGCUUGCCCAUAUUUCUUGGCAUUUUCUUCAUUACAGUUAUCUUUACCUUUAUGGCAGGUACUCCUAUAACUGUGUCUAUAUUAAGGUGUGUCAAUCAAAGACAACGGUCUCUAGCAUUGGGAGUGCAGUUCAUGCUUCUUCGGUUGCUAGGCACAAUACCUGGGCCAAUUAUAUUUGGUGACACAAUAGACAGCACAUGUGUUCUGUGGGAUGUCAAUGAAUGUGGAAUAAAAGGAGCAUGUUGGAUUUAUGAUAACAUCAGGAUGGCACAUAUGCUAGUAGCUAUAAGUGUUACUUGUAAAGUUAUCACCAUAUUCUUCAAUGGACUUGCGAUUGUUCUCUAUAAACCUCCGCCCCCAGGAACAGAGGUAUCAUUUCAAAGUCAGAAUGUCAUUGUGUCUACUAUUUCAGUGGGAGAGGAUCUCAACAAAGGGAAAAAUGAAGGAUGAAAAUGAAGAGGAGAUUGUUUUGGAGAAGUGGCUCUUGCCUGUAAGAACACACUGUGACAAAGUACCAUUGUCUAGUCUGUGUAGAUCAUGGCCUAAAACCCAUGUUCCAGAACUGGGGUGGUCAUUGUCUAUGUACAAAUUCCUAUUUUUGUUAAAACAAAAAACAAAAACAAACAAACUCAAAGCAUAACAGGUUCGCAACUUUAGAGUUCACCAAAAGCCUCAAACAACAGAGAGUCUUAUUUAUUUCCAUUGUCUACCUAUGAAUCACCAAUGAGUACCAAGAAUAAUGGCCAACAACACAUAGUUAAAAGUUUAUGCUUUUAAACACAGGUAUGCACACACACAAAUUAAAACAUUAGUUUUUAUUUCUUUUGCGUUUUAUAAGA
This is a messenger RNA of Grammomys surdaster, 2627 nucleotides long. It is a transcript of the gene Slco4c1, whose product is annotated as solute carrier organic anion transporter family member 4C1. Gene Ontology annotation, biological process: transmembrane transport; sodium-independent organic anion transport. The transcript has 13 exons. Gene Ontology annotation, molecular function: protein binding. Gene Ontology annotation, cellular component: membrane. The coding region runs from base 64 to 2238 and encodes 724 amino acids. The record is from RefSeq and is a predicted model, not a curated record. Lineage: Eukaryota; Metazoa; Chordata; Mammalia; Rodentia; Muridae.